AUGAAACUCAAGGAAGCUGUCAAAGAGUUCGACAUCCCCGACGCGGCCCACACCACUCGGACACGACUAGGGUACGCUCAACUGAGCCAUCUCACACAGGACUCGUCUCCAUGCAGCGACACAAGUUUGGACACGGACGAGCUCAAAGGAUGGGAAGACUUGGUGUCGUCGAACUCGUCAAAAGGGCCGAUGCCGUCUCCGUACGCGAUACUUUGUGCGAUCAUCAGUAUAUUUGGCUUCUUCUUCCUACUGUUCCUGGGCUCGACCGUCGCCUCCAACUCCAUCUACAUCCGCGUGAAACCCAAAGAAGGCCACGCCAAGUCGUCGCUCGCGGCCAACAUCUUCCUCGCCGCGUUCUUGUACCUGGUGGCAUUCGUGGGGAGCAUCGUGUCCCUUUUGCGGGCCCGGCGCGCGCAGAAAGUGUUUCAACUGUCCUUGGACAUCCACGCCGAUAAGUAG
This is a messenger RNA of Aphanomyces astaci, 459 nucleotides long. RefSeq lists its product as hypothetical. Lineage: Eukaryota; Oomycota; Saprolegniomycetes; Saprolegniales; Verrucalvaceae. The record is from RefSeq and is a predicted model, not a curated record. Bases 1 to 459 code for a protein of 152 amino acids. The transcript has a single exon.